UCUCUACAGGGCUUCAUUCCCUUCCUCUCCUGUUGAAAGCACCAAUUUCUGGUACCGUCAUCUUCGUUAGACUAAAAAAUUAGUCCCAUAUCACUAAGCAUAUCAAAUCUCUGGAGAGCUAAAUCUAAAUGGCAUGGGCUUCCACCACCAUUUCUCAUCACAAGAACGGUGUUGGCAGCUGCAGGGUGGAUUCCUUCAAAAGGUUGUGUGCCGAAAGAAGGAGAAGGAUAGGGAUCGGGAUAAUCACUACCCAUACAAAGUUGUCGAGAUUACGCCCCCGCCGAGGAGCCUCGGCGUCCGCUGCUUCCCUCUGAACAUACAUUGUGGGGAGAGUGUCACCAUAGAAGGACAAGCUUACACAGUUUCUGCUGUGACCCACCGGUACCAGCUACGCAAGGGAAAAUAUGAACCCAGUGAGAAAAGGCUUGAUGUGCAGUCAACAGGAAGAUACAUAUUGAAUCUGUACCUGGAGAAUCUACUAGAAAAAUCAUGAAUAAUAUCAUAUCCAUGAUAAAGUCAGAUUUAAUAGCAAUUCUAAUCUUCGACUGCCAAUUACUGAAUGGUUGUCACUAAUGAUAAUACUUGCAUAGUGUAUGAGCCCAUUAUUCUUCGUA
Molecule: messenger RNA, 614 nt
Organism: Elaeis guineensis (African oil palm)
Lineage: Eukaryota; Viridiplantae; Streptophyta; Magnoliopsida; Arecales; Arecaceae
Source: RefSeq, a predicted model, not a curated record